Molecule: messenger RNA, 750 nt
Organism: Perognathus longimembris pacificus (Pacific pocket mouse)
Lineage: Eukaryota; Metazoa; Chordata; Mammalia; Rodentia; Heteromyidae
Gene: Cinp
Product: cyclin dependent kinase 2 interacting protein
Exons: 5
Coding region: 30-683 (217 amino acids)
Source: RefSeq, a predicted model, not a curated record
GGGGCGGGGCUCCGGGGUUUCUUCCUGGGAUGGCAGCGGACGGCUCCGGAGCAAAGACUCCUGAAACUACAACUCCCAGAAAACCUGACUUAUCAGUCAGUGCAAGAAAAAUUAAGGACAAUGCAGCAGACUGGCAUAAUUUAAUACUGAAAUGGGAAACCCUCAGUGAUGCAGGUUUUACCACUGCAAAUAACAUUGCCAAUCUGAAAAUCAGCUUACUGAAUAAAGACCAGAUAGAAGUAGAGAAUAGCAACACAGUGUUGAGUGAAAAUGAAGACAAGAAGUGUCUGGAAGAUGAUAAAGAACUUGAGUCACUGUGCAAGGAACUGCAGGUCACCUUGGAUGGUUUGGCUAAAAUACAGGUGAAAAUGGAGAAGCUGUCUUCAACUACCAAGGGGAUUUGUGAGCUAGAAAAUUACUAUUAUGGGGAGGAGCACAGACGGCCCCUCCUCUUCCACACGUGGCCCACUGCCCAUUUCUAUGAGGUUUCCCGCCAGCUCUCUGACAUGUACCGGAAGGACCUGCUCCUGAAGCGCACGGUGGCCGCCGAGCUGGCACACACGGCCGACCGCGAUCUGUCCCUCAGCUUCCUGUCCAUGUGGCUGCACCAGCCCUACGUGGAGGGCAGAAGCAAGCUCCUCCUGGAGAGCAUGCUGUGCGAGACGGGCCACCGGCCGCUGUGACGCAUCACGGGCCUUUGCGCGCCAAGCAUGCCGGGCUCCGGACCGGUGUCCUCUCCCCUGCCCCCAG